Messenger RNA from Syzygium oleosum, 759 nucleotides. Its product is annotated as ethylene-responsive transcription factor ERF027-like. The transcript has a single exon. The coding region runs from base 25 to 723 and encodes 232 amino acids. The record is from RefSeq and is a predicted model, not a curated record. Gene Ontology annotation, biological process: regulation of DNA-templated transcription. NCBI's taxonomy places the organism in Eukaryota, Viridiplantae, Streptophyta, Magnoliopsida, Myrtales, Myrtaceae. Gene Ontology annotation, molecular function: DNA binding; DNA-binding transcription factor activity.
AUAUCGUUUGUAUUUAACACCUUCAUGUAUGUCCAUGUGUUUGUGUUUGUAUCAGAUAAAUGGGCUAUCAGCCUUCUACUCUUGUCCAAACCAACCAAACACCUACCCUAUAAUACUCUUCUUCCACCACCUCACCCUCUCAAGUGUGCUCUUCCCUCGCCGGAACAUUCCCCGUGCGCCUCUCCCGCAUCCGCUACCAUGGAUCAGCACUCCUUGCUGCCCGGCACUUCUGGGUCACCUGCUAAUCAUCCACCGGUCUCCGGGAGACACCCGGAGUAUCGCGGGAUCCGGUCUCGCGGCCGGAAAUGGGUGUCCGAGAUACGAGAGCCACGUAAAGCCACACGCAUUUGGCUUGGCACUUUCCCAACCCCGGAGAUGGCUGCGGCCGCUUAUGACGUUGCAGCCCUUGCCCUGAAAGGCCCCGGUGCCCUCCUGAACUUCCCGAGCUCGGUCCUCACAUAUCCUAUUCCGCCCUCCAUGACACCAUCCGACAUACGCGCCGCAGCAUCGAGAGCAGCGGCUUCGAGGAUCCCAAGGUGGGAUCUCGGCAUGGACUCGAAUGAGCGCACAGCAGCUUGGGGGCAAGAAUUCAUCGACGAGGAUGCCAUUUUGAACAUACCGAACCUGUUAGCCAACAUGGCGGAGGGGAUGCUCGUGAGCCCACCACCACCGGAGGAAUCACAGGAGUAUUCCGAUGCAGAAGGCUUGUGGAAUUAUACAUGACAAGAAUUAAGUCAUUCACGCAGUCACUCCAGAACU